Messenger RNA from Chenopodium quinoa (quinoa), 850 nucleotides. Its product is annotated as glutathione S-transferase T1-like. NCBI's taxonomy places the organism in Eukaryota, Viridiplantae, Streptophyta, Magnoliopsida, Caryophyllales, Amaranthaceae. The transcript is spliced from 7 exons. The record is from RefSeq and is a predicted model, not a curated record. Bases 125 to 850 code for a protein of 241 amino acids.
AAAGUAAAUUAGACAAAAGAUGUUAAUUGUGUCCUACAACUUUAUCUAUAAUUAUAUGGUCUUGUAUUCACUCAAAUAAUGAGUACUGCCAAAACAAGAAAGAGUUUGAGAGAAAGCGAGAGAAAUGGCAACAGAAUUGCUCAAGAUUUACGGUGAUCGCAAGUCUCAACCCACCCGUGCUAUCUUGAUCUUUUGCAAGGCUAAUGGGAUCCAAUUUGAGGAGGUAAAAAUAAGACUCUUCACUUCUGAUGUUCAAACCCCAGAGUAUCAAGCAAUUCAUCCAUUGAAGAAAGUCCCAGCAAUAGCUGAUGGAGAUUUUACUCUCUUUGAAAGCCAUGCCAUACUCACGUACCUUGCUUGUUGGUAUCAAGUGCCUGAUCAUUGGUAUCCUGCUGAUCUACGGAAGAGAGCUAAGGUUCAAUCCGUGUUGGAUUGGCACCAGACAACUUUACGUUAUGGUUCAACAAGAUACCUGAUAAACACAGUAUUAGCUCCAACAUUUGGUAAAACGCCAAAUCCUCAAGUAGCAGCCGAAUAUGAACAGAUUUUGGUUCAAUCUCUUUCAACCGUUGAGACUUUGUGGCUUAAAGGCGACGCCAAGUUCCUCCUAGGCAACGAUCAACCUUCUGUUGCCGAUCUUGCUCUAGUUUGCGAAAUCAUGCAACUUCAUGUUUUGGAUGAAAAGGAUCGUGCUAGGAUACUUAGUCCAUACAAGAAGGUUCAAGAGUGGAUUGAAGCUACAAAGGCUUCAACACAGCCCCAUUUUGAUGAUGUUCAUGGGAUUCUUUACAAAGCCAAGAUAAAAUUUCAGAAGCAAAGAGAAAUUGCAACAUUGCAAUCAAAGAUGUGA